AUGGCUUACCAGAGUGACUUUGCCGCAGGUGCCCCUGCAAACAAAAACUUCAGCAAGAUAGGUCCCCGCACACCAGGCCAGCACACCCAGCUCCCGUCUCCUGCAACGCGACGGGCAACGCGGAGCACGAGGAAGAUGAUGCCAGAAUCCCCGCUACUGAGCGCAAACGCUCUUGAGGAGUUCGAUAAAGCGCGCCGAGCGCAGAUAAAGCAAGAAAAGGGGGCUGGUAGUGGCAAACGUCAAGCCACCACUGGCAAAGCUCAUCGAACAAUGAAGGAAGAAAUGGCCAAGUCUACUGCAGUAAACCAGGCCGCACUUGGGUAUCAAGGUCAUUCUGCAAAGACUGUUCACCCUUUAACGUACUCACCUCCGUCAACCUCUGCAUUCGAGUCGCCGCGACUUGGUACCCCAGAAGAACGGACGGGCAUGAAUGCAACUUCUGCUUCGACGCCAUCAUCCAUUCCAUCCUCGCCUUUGCAGCGCCUCAACUCGAAGCACUCGGUGCAGCCAUCUCGUCAGAUGCAGAAGAGAACCCAGGAUGACCUGUGCCGCGAGCUCAAUGAGAGAUCUUGCGAUGCCCAGGACAAAUCAGAGGAACAAGUUCAGCAGCAAGAAAGAUCAACGGCAAUGAGGGGAAGGGUGCCUUUGGCCAACGUGGACGCUGCCGCAGAAGGUGAUAGCCGUGAGGAGACCAUGAGCGUGCCAAUCAAUCUGGGCCACAAUGGCGAUGACGACAAGCAGGGACAUAAUAGGCCUUGUGACCCCGAGACACCACCCCGGGGAAAAAGGUCAAGAAGGCGCCAAAACCGCCAAGAGUUUCCAGAAGAAGACGAACCAGCGGUCCAAAAAGAGCGUCCUUCGGCAAACAGUAGGGAGCGUGCCGGACACAAAGAACAUAAAGGCGAGGGAAGCUAUUCUGGAGUUCGAAGACGUGAGGACCGGGAGUCGUCUGAGCAACCUGAGAUACCUGGUGCCGGCGGUAUGGUGCCGGGACCCCAAGAUCCUAGCAACUUUCCAUGGAAUCCCAACUUGGCGUGGAACUGCCUCGCCAUUGCCUUAUACGCCAUCCUACUCCUGAUGUUGGCUGCUGGCUCGGCUUGGCUACCGUACCGUAUCAUAUACGGAGAUCCGUUCGCAGUUCGUCACCAGCCAGCGUACUACAACGAACCCUUUCUCGAUGGCACUGCCUCAUACAGCGCCCCGGCCGACCUCUUCUCAGAGCCCUUGCCCCUCUUUGACGACUUGUCCGCCAUGCACCGUGGUUUGAUCUCGCUUUCGAGCUUCCGGGCUUUCGGCUCUGGCGAUGCCUGGAGCAAUCAGGAUCCCACGCAUAACAUCACCUCAAUCUUCCAGAAUGUUUUACCUCUUGGUGAUUUCUGGGACACCAAGACGUAUGAGUUCUCGAGAUCCCCUGGAUUCGACAAAGAUACGAUUGUUCUUGACCCUGAGAGCCUGGUUGUUCCAAAGAACCGUGGCGAGGCCACGCUCAUUGACCUCGUUCACCUGCACGGCUCUGUACGACAUAACCUGCAAAUUUCCAUAUAUCAACUGGGAGUGGCAGCCUCGGAAAGCAGACACACGCAGGAUUGGUUUUCUGACAUUCAGAAUCGCUUGGACGAGCUUUCCUAUGCCGCUGAUCUGGACAGCUCAAACGACAGCCGCGACUACCGUGCCGACGAUGAUCCACUACGUGUGACAUACAGUCCAAACGCCCAUUUAUCCCCUAUGAAGGCAUUGGAGGAUGUCAAAGAGACAAAGACAGAAGUCUCCUCAGACCACCCUGGAGUCCACAUGCAGCAGCGCAUGCAGAAGACAAGCUUGCUAGCUCAGCUGGAAGUCACGCGCGAUCAACUCGACAUGCUCCGGCAUCUAUUGGCCCACGCCUCGAUCGAAAAUCUCAAGCACAUUAAGGACAAAGAAAGCGGGUUCGACUUUUGGAAGACAUUUAAACGGGCGGUCUUAUACUUUCGCCCCGGGGCGCCCCUUUACCACGCUGUCCAAAAUGCGGAGGGCGCUGUCGACCUCAAUCCCUGGCGGAGGCAGGUGAAUCACCUUUCAACGGAGAUCUCUGCGAUGAUUGAGGAUCUAGAGACAGUGGUCAAAUGCGAAAGCGACAUCGGCAUGCAGAUUGACGCCCUUGUGACGGCCCAUGCGCAUCCCUAUGAAACUGUCGUCUGGAGGGGGGAGCAAUACGUCUGGUCGGAGAAGCUGGAUGGGUGGAUAACAUAUCGUGAGACCAAAUCUCAGAAGAGCGCGGAGCCAAUGUACGGCUGGGCAACGGAUGCGCGUGCCCAAGCUGCCCAUGGGCUGCGCGCGUGUCGUCCACUUCUGAACGUCGUGACAAACCAUGGCAAGGCAGACGCAAAGCUCAACGCAGCGGACCAAAAGGGAGACAAAGAGACCCGCGGAUUACAUGCAGUCCGACAGUACGUUCCUGGGGCGAAGUGCUUGGCCGCGAGAUACCGUUUUGACGCGGACGCUGCGCGGAAGCAGCAGGAACAGAUCUGGGCCGAAAAAGGGCUGUGGCGCAUGGAGUAUUGGAUGACGCGGGAAUGGGUGAUUGAGGAGUAG
This is a messenger RNA of Emericellopsis atlantica, 2571 nucleotides long. RefSeq lists its product as uncharacterized. The record is from RefSeq and is a predicted model, not a curated record. Bases 1 to 2571 code for a protein of 856 amino acids. Lineage: Eukaryota; Fungi; Ascomycota; Sordariomycetes; Hypocreales; Bionectriaceae. The transcript is spliced from 3 exons.